This is a messenger RNA of Chenopodium quinoa (quinoa), 1680 nucleotides long. RefSeq lists its product as uncharacterized. The record is from RefSeq and is a predicted model, not a curated record. The transcript is spliced from 4 exons. NCBI's taxonomy places the organism in Eukaryota, Viridiplantae, Streptophyta, Magnoliopsida, Caryophyllales, Amaranthaceae. Bases 1 to 1680 code for a protein of 559 amino acids.
AUGUUGCGUGAUCAGAUGAAAGGCUUCAGUGCUGUCCAUUUAGUCAUUGAUGAUAUUUUGCUUUUUAGUAGUAAGUUUGAUUAUCUUAGCUGGGAAUUUGUGAAAAGGGGGGGUAAUGGAGUUGCUCACACUUUAGCACAUUAUUGGCAGGGAAAAGCCCAUAAUGACCUUGAUUCUUUUGGGGAAGUUUUUAAAAGAAUAGCUGUGGCCAAACCACCCACUUACCUUGGCAAAGUAGACCCAGCGAGCUUAGAAAAUUGGGUGAGAGAAUUUGAUAAACUUUUUGAGGCUAUUAAUUGCCCUGAGGAAUUAAAAGUCAAUAAUGUUGUUUAUUACCUUAGAGAGGAAGCCUAUUUGUGGUGGAGUCAAAAGAGAGAUGACUUGUUGAGUAAUCCUAACUUUGGGUGGGCUCAAUUAAAGGAAGCUUUGAGAGAGAAGUUUUACCCUUCCUAUUUGAGGAAGCAGAAGUGCAUGGAGUUUACUAACCUUAGAAUGGGGAACAUGACGAUUAAUGAGUAUUAUAGCAAGUUCAUUGAGUUAAUGAGAUUUGCACCUGAGGUAGUGCCAACUGAGGCGCUUAAGGUCCAGAGGUUUGAGCAAGGUUUGACUUUAACCCUUCAAGGGAAAUUGGGAGGAGUGACUUUUGAGACCUUAGAUGAGGUUUUCGGGAGGGCAGCGCACCUUUAUGGGAUCAAAGGGAGAGAGCUAGAGGGAAACUAUUCUAGGGAAAAGAGGAAACCUAGUGGAGAUUUCAAUGGGGGUGAGAAGAAACCCAAGGUUGAGGGGAACCCGAGUGGGAAUUUUAAUGGGAAAAGGGACAACAGGGGUAACUUUGAAAGAGGGAAUGGGAACCGAGGGAAUGGAGACAAACCCAAGAGAACCUAUUUUUGCAAGAGAUGUGCGAAAAACCACCCCAGAAAGGAUUGUGAGGGAAACCUAGUGACCUGCCGCUACUGCCAAAAGCUAGGCCACCGUGAGUAUGAGUGUUACAAGAAGGUUUCAGAUGAGCAAUCGGGUAAACCCCAAGAUGAGAAGAACCAACCCAAGCCAUUUCAACCCAGCGGAUUCAAUCUUAACCCUGGACCCAACAACAACCGUGGAGCCACUCCCAAGGCUCGUGUGUUCGUGAUGAACAGUCGUGAGGCUGCAACUGCCUCCAAUGUGGGGCGUCUCACGUACUCUUUUAUUUCUAGAACUUUAGUAGAUAGACUCAAGUUAGAGAGUCCGGUGUCUGUUUCCUUAGAUAUUGCUAUCCCAUCAGGUGAAGUAGUGAGUUGCACUAAAAUGCAUCAGAGUGUACCUCUUGUUAUUUCAAAUGUAGAGUUUCCGUCAGACUUAAUCGAGCUUGACUUACAAGAUCUCGAUGUUAUUUUGGGGAUGGAAUGGUUGGGCAACAAAGGGGAUCCACUGUCUUUAUGUAACAUCCAAAGGAUAGAAGAAGGGGUUAGAGAGGAUGGGAAAAAUAUUCCAGUAGUAAAUGAAUUUCUUGACGUUUUUCCCGAAGAAAUUCCAGGGAUGCCACCUGUGAGGGAUGUUGAGUUUACUAUAGACUUAGUGCCCGGGACAAGACCUAUUUCAAAGGCUCCAUAUAGGAUGGCCCCGGCUGAGAUGAAAGAGUUGAAGACUCAGUUAGAUGACUUGCUGGAGAAAGGAUACAUUCGACCGAGUUCAUCACCAUAG